CAUGCAUAAGUACACCUCUGUCGGGAGGAGGAUGUUUUUCACAAGCCUCGAAGUUAAUCGGACGGUCAGAAGUGGACCUCUCCCGUUUUGUAAAGCUGAAGCAGCUGUGGUGCGGUUCGUACAGAAAGAAGCUUCCUUUUCCUGUAACUCUUCAAUGGCUACAACAAUGGAGACAUGCCAGAUGGGAAUGAAUGCCAUGGAGGAAAGGACUGUGAAUAUUAAGGAAGAGGACUGUGAAUGGGAACUGCACCACAAGCAGGAGAGUCUGAACAUUAAAGAGGGGGAUUUUAAACAGGACACAGUGGGCAUUAAGGAUGAAUCUGAGGAGACACCUGUCAACGGUGAUAUGCAAGAGGAUAAAGUAACAGACCGAGUCAAGAACGAAGACCUUCAGUCGGAGCUCAUCUGUCAAUCUGAGGCUAGAAAGGAGGAUUCUAAGCAGGACAAAGUAGGCAUUAAGAAUGAGCCUGAGGAGAAGUCUGUCAUCCAUGAUAUGCAGGAAGAUCAAGUAAUAGACAGAGUCAAGAAAGAAGACCUUCAGUCAGAGCCUGUCUGUCAAUCUGGGGCUAAAGAGGAGGAUUCUAAACAGGACAAAGUGGGCAUUAAGGAGAAGUCUCAGGAGAAACCUGUCAUCAGUGAUAUGCAAGAGGAUAAACUAAUAGACCAAGUCAAGAAAGAAGACCUUCAGUCGGCGCUUAUAGGUCAGUCUGAGGCUAAAAAGGAGAAUUCUAAGCAGGACAAAGUGGGCAUUACAAAUGAGCUUGAGGAGGAAUCUGUCAUCCAUGAUAUGCAGGAAGAUCAAGUAAUAGACAGAGUCACGAAAGAAGACCUUCACUCAGACCCUGUCUGUCAAUCUGGGGCUAAAGAGGAGGAUUCUAAACAGGACACAGUGGGCAUUAAGGACAAGUCUCAGGAGAAACCUGUCAUCAGUGAUAUGCAAGAGGAUAAACUAAUAGACAGAGUCACGAAAGAAGAUCUUCAGUCAGAAUCCAUCUAUCAAUUUGGGGCUCAAGAUGGAAUUGUAACCGGACUACUCUGCCCUCACAGUGGAGCCUCUGCUGUCCAGGAGCAUUCUGUCAGUGUGAAGUGUGAUGUUCAUGCCGAUGCAAAGAAAACUAAGAAAAGACUACUAAGGCCAUCAUCUACAAAUCAGACUGGCAGUAAGUUGAAACUGAAAGUGAACAAGCAAAAGAAAAGUGGAAAUCUAGCACAUUGUUCAGAAAAUGGCAUGCAGGAGAGCACCAGCUUUUCCCCAUCUCUACCUAUUAAGACUUUACUUCAAGACUACCUGAAACACAAACUGUGUAUAAAGAAGAAGAAAUCGACAUCUGGACCUGAGAUUUUAUCAAAGAUCUCUUUGCAGUUGAAUUCUCUGCCUGUUGUCAAGCUAACAAGGAUAGAUGUAAGUAAUACUCUACAACAGGUGAGCAAUUCAAAUUCUGGAGCUUUAUAUGUCCACCAAGAGCCAACAAAACGUUUUAAAACAAAAUCUAUAGACAAAGGCAAUCCAUCAAACCAUGUAAACCUAAAGCCACAUUGCUGUUCUAAAUGUGGGAUGCAGUUUUCACAUAGGCGCUCUCUGUAUGUCCAUAAAAGAAUCCAUACUGGAAAUGAUUAUGGCUGUUCUGAAUGUGGCAAACGCUUCCUGGAAAGGAGACAUCUAGAGAGCCAUGCUAGAGUUCACACCGGAGAGAAACCAUAUUCCUGUUCUGAGUGUGCAAAGCAAUUUUUCAGCAAGAGUUAUCUAAAGAUCCAUGCAAGAGUCCACACUGGAGAGAAACCUUAUGGCUGUUCUGAAUGUGGCAAAAAAUUCUCACAAAAGAGCAUACUUAAGACCCAUACAAGAACUCAUACUGGGGAGAAGCCUUAUUGCUGUUCUGAGUGUGGCAAGAGCUUUUCUGAUAAACGGAGUCUUCAUAACCAUUCCAGAGAUCACACUGGAGAGAAACCACAUUCCUGUCCUGAAUGUGGAAAACAAUUUUCAUACAUGAGGUUUCUUCAGGUCCACAUAAGAAAUCAUAGGGGAGAGAACCCUUAUUUCUGCUCUGAAUGUGGGAGAAGAUUCCUUUGCAAGAGCCACCUCAUAGCACACCUUCGAGUUCACACCGGAGAGAAGCCAUAUGGCUGUUCUGAAUGCGGGAAACGAUUUUCACAAUUGAUGAGUCUGGAGACUCACAAAAGAGUCCAUACUGGAGAGAAACCGUAUUCCUGUCCUGAAUGUGGGAAGAAAUUCUCUGGCUGCAGCAAUUUUCACGUCCACAGAAGACUUCACACUGGAGAGAAGCCGUAUAGCUGUUCUGAAUGUGGCAAGCAGUUCUCCGACAAAGGUUCCCUUAAGAAACACAAAAGGAUUCAUGUUGCAGUGAAGUCAAGUAAAAUGGAGGAUUACGACAGAGCAGACAUGAAUGUCAUGGAGAAAAUUACCGUAGAUAUUAAGGAGGAGGACUGUGAGUGGGAACAUGUGCACCAUGAGAAGGGGAGUGUGGACAUUAAAGAGGAGGAUUAUGAAGAGUUCACUGUGGGCAUUAAGGACGAGUCCGAGGAAAAGCCUUUCAUCAGUGAUAAUAUGCAGGGGCAUAAAAUUAUAAACCGAGUCAAGGAGGAAGACCCUCAGUCAGAGACCAUCUGUAAGUCUCUGUGUCAAGAUGGAAGUACCACUGAAGAAAUAUCAAGGAGGACACUGGAUGGUCUGCCAUCGUCUACAAAUCAGCCUGGAGAUGAUAUUAAAUCUAAUUGCAAAAGCAAUCCAUCAAAGCAUGUAAACCGAAAUUCACAUUGCUGUACUGAAUGUGGGAAGCAGUUUUUGCACGGGUGGUAUCUUCAGAUCCACACAAGAAUCCAUACUGGAGAGAAGCCGUACGGCUGUUCUGAAUGUGACAAAAAAUUCUCCCAAAAGAGCUCGCUUCAGGCCCACAUGAGAAUUCAUACAGGAGAGAAGCCGUUUUGCUGUUCUGAAUGUGGCAAACAAUUUUUUCAUAAGAGCAAUCUGAUCAGCCACAUGAAAAUUCAUACUGGAGAGAAACCAUUUUGCUGUACUGAGUGUGGUAAAAGAUUUUCAUUCAGGCACAUUCUUCAGAACCACACAAGGACCCACACUGGAGAGAAACCGUUUGUCUGUUCAGAAUGUGGAAAGGAAUUUGCUCGAAAGGGUGACCUUCAGGACCAUGCCAGAAUUCACACUGGGGAGAAACCGUAUUGCUGCUCAUACUGUGGCAAAGGGUUUGCACAGAAAGGUGAUCUCCGGAGCCACACGAGAAUUCACACUGGUGAAAAACCUUAUGUCUGCCCUGAAUGUGGCAAGCAAUUCUCCAAAUCAAGCUUGUUUCAUCAACACAAAAGAAUUCACACUGGAGAGAAGCCCUACUGCUGUCCACAGUGUGGCAAACAAUUUACCUACAAUUAUCGUCUUCAGACCCACUUAAGGGAUCACAGUGGAGAAAUGCCAUAUUCCUGUUCUGAAUGCGGGAAACGGUUCUCCUGCAGCAGCAGUCGUAAUGUUCACCAGAGAAUUCACACUGGAGAGAAGGCAUAUGCCUGUCAAGAAUGUGGCAAAAAAUUCCUGAAAAAGGGCAAUCUGGACAGCCACGCAAAAAUUCAUACUGGAGAGAAGCCAUUCUGCUGUUCUGAAUGUGGAAAAGGAUUCACACGGAAGGUUAAUCUUCAGAACCAUGUAAGAAUUCAUACUGGUGAGAGGCCGUAUGGCUGUCCUGAAUGUGGGAAACAGUUCUCCAUAAGCAGCACUCUUUACACUCACAAAAGAAUUCACACUGGAGAAAAACCGUACUCCUGUUCAGAGUGUGGGAAACGGUUCUCUCACAAGGGCAAUCUUCAAAGCCACACGAGAGUUCACACCAAAUAAGACCACAGGAUUUUAACUCGCAGUGACUGAAUUUUAUAUUGGUAAAUAUAACAACUAGAGAUUCUGGAAGGAGAGAUUAAAUUAAGGAAUGCAGUAAGAGUGGAGAGAGGACAUUAAGGAGUUGAGGUGCCACCUUGCUUACCCCAGUUAUGGAAGCUGGAUUUUUUCCCUUCAAAACAAUGCAAAAAAUCAGCUUUGAAUAUUGCAGGGCUGAUGGUCCUAUCAGAUAAGAGAUCUUCAGUUCAGGCUGGUUCUCGCCAGGAUCCAUCAUAUUUAAGAGCUGCUCCCUAACUUCCAGGUGCUUUACUCCUUAUAUGUAGAAGGACCCAGAAAGAGUCUGACUUUUGGUGGUGGGGUGGAAGUUAAUUCAUAGUCAAUAGUGAUGUCAUUAUAUUAUUAUGAUAAUGUGAUAUUUUUUUUUUUCCUCCUCCUCCAGUCUAGAUGGAAACUGAGAAGGGCAGUUACCAGCUGUGUCACUUCCUUAUUAGUUCGCUUAUCAAAGGAAGUGAGACUCUU
Molecule: messenger RNA, 4375 nt
Organism: Polypterus senegalus (gray bichir)
Lineage: Eukaryota; Metazoa; Chordata; Cladistia; Polypteriformes; Polypteridae
Product: zinc finger protein 585B-like
Exons: 6
Coding region: 2-3859 (1285 amino acids)
Biological process (GO): regulation of transcription by RNA polymerase II
Molecular function (GO): DNA-binding transcription factor activity; RNA polymerase II cis-regulatory region sequence-specific DNA binding
Source: RefSeq, a predicted model, not a curated record